Diaporthe citri is the source of this 2997-nucleotide messenger RNA. RefSeq lists its product as uncharacterized. The record is from RefSeq and is a predicted model, not a curated record. NCBI's taxonomy places the organism in Eukaryota, Fungi, Ascomycota, Sordariomycetes, Diaporthales, Diaporthaceae. Bases 1 to 2997 code for a protein of 998 amino acids. The transcript is spliced from 2 exons.
AUGAUAGACUCCGAAAACCUACGGACAGCGUCGCUGUACAUAAACAACCAGCUACUCUGUCGGGGCCUGCUGCGCGAUGGGCGAACCAUCGACUUCGCAGACCCGGGCUACAAUGACCAUGACCUCGCAGACACCAUGGGGCGGAUCAUGGGCGUGGUCAAUGACCUGAUCCUGCGCCGCGACCGCGACGCCGAGCACCGCGAGGCCCUCUCCACCACCCUGCGCUCCGUCCGCGCCGACUCACUACGCCAGACCGACAACCUCUCGCGGCUGCACGACAGGUACACCGAAGCAGAGCGCAAGGUGGCCCUGCACGAGGCCGAGGAGGCCGCCCUGCGCUCGCAGCUCAAGGCCGCCGAAGCUACUAUCCAGAAGCUGAAGGAAGAGGCCGCACGCGCCAAGAAGCUGGUCGCCGAGACGAGGGCCGCCUGCGCCAACGAGGUGCGCAAGCGGGACAGGCAGAUCGACGGCCUCAAGAAGGCCGUCACGGACGCGGGCCGCGCCAGGGGCGAGCGGAAGGGCAACACCAUCACGACGAUACAGGUGGCGGGGGAGAUUGGCGCCGAGGACAUGAACGCCGGCGCCUCGACGAUGGACGAGGGGUACAACCUGCGGCACGAGACGAACGGGUUCCUGGCACAGCUGGCUAAAGGCCUCAGCGAGGAGAACGAGGCCCUGCUCUCACUGAUCCACAAGACGGGCAACAGCCUGAAGGAUAUGAGCGGCUGGGACAAGCAGCAACAGGACUUCGCCGGCAAGAAGGGCGACAGCAACGCCGUUGUGCUGGCCACGAGCCCCGAGGACAUGGCGAACGACAUGACCAGCGUGCUCGAGCACCUGCGGACCUUGCUCACCAACCCGUCGUUCGUGCCCCUCGAGGAGGUCGUCGUCCGGGAGGAGGAGAUCUUCCGCCUGCGUGACGGCUGGGAGAAGAUGGAGACCCGGUGGAGGGAUGCCGUGCAUCUCAUCGACGGCUGGCGCCGUAGAAUGGCUGCCGGCGGGCACCCGGUCGACAUGGAGGACCUGAAGAUGGGGUUGCGUCUCAGUCCGGUCAAGAUGCAGAACUUGGGGCAAAUUGGUGGGAAUGAUCCGUUCCAACUAUCAACGCUUCAAGAAGAGGAGGAAGAGGAGGAGCAAGGACAGGCAGAGGAGGACGACGACGAUGAUGAGGAGGAGGAGGAAGAGUACGCCCAGGAAGAAGACCAAAUGGACUUCAAGCAGGCAGAGCCGCCGAGCCUAGAAGGAUCGUUGCAUCUUGUUCCUGCCCCUGGCUAUGAGGACAUGGCGCCCGAGUACGAGGAAGCCCAGGGUGACGACGACAGCGAUGCGGCAUCUAGUAUCUUCCAAGACGACGUUGAAGACAUCGAUAUGGACGAGCUGCAAGCAUCGGAGCCAAACAUCGAGAUCCUGCAGCAUUCCACCGGGCUACCAGACGAUACCAACUCCAUGACACUUCCGCCGCCACCAAAGAUCACACCUCUAGAAGAGACAGUCAUCGCAGGGAACCGCAAGCCAUCGGCAAGAUUGACCGAGAAAUCGAGGAAACGGUCAUCAGAACUCAUGCGGGACGCUUCGACUGACACUGCUAAGGCACCUCCGCCACCACCACCUCACCGGGUCAAGGAGGGCGAGUCACCACAAAAGAGGCUGAAGAUCUCUGCAGAGGAACAGAAUGACAAGCCAAAGUCGCGACCAAACUCUGCCAUCUUCACCGAUCCCGGGUCCUCACUGGGCAGCGACCUGCAGGCGAAGGCGACCCCAGAGUCCUCAGUUUCCAAGGCCUCGAGCAAGACUACGGUCAAGUCUACACGGUCUGAUGUGUCGGCCAAGAAAGACACACCAACACAGAGCAAGCCUUCCACGAGGGCCACCCGGGCGGCCCAGGCCCAGGAGAAGAAGGACACACCGACGAGAGCAAUCACCCGGCAAAGAUCAACUAGGGCUGUCGCUGCCACGAGUGCUUCGUCUGCGCGGUCCGCCGCCUCAAGACAAGAAACAUCAAAGGCACGAGCUGCUACAGCAUCAAGCAGCAGCAGAGCUGAGAUGCCUCCUCCACCCCGGCCAAGCAAGUCCACCCCGAGCAAUGACAAGCCCCUACGCCCUCCACCACCACAGCACGACGAGAAGAAGCCGUCACCAAGAGAGAAGCAGCAGCCCACACCCGUAAACACCUCCGCCCCCACCGAGUCAUCGUCCUCCGCCAAACGACCAGCAGCCCCAGAGUCACCGACCCGCUCCCCAGGGAAAGCCGGAUCAUCCCGACUCCCACUCCCGCGGAACGCGGCCCCGGCGCCGCAGCAGUCGCCCCUGACCAUGGCCCGCAUAGCCGCCAAGCUCGCGGCCUCGGAGCGCGAGGCCGACGCCGCCCGCGUCAGGGCCAAGCUGAGGGCCGCGCGCCUGAACAAGGGCGGCAGCAGCGCGAACAGCCUCGCGCCGUCGGCGGCGGGAGCCUCGACGUCCACGGUGGCAAGCUCGCGCGUGCCGAGCGGCGGCGACGCAGGUGCAGGGGACCCCAUCAAGAAGGACCGCGCCGUGUCCGGGGAGUCGGCCGCGACGGGCAUGAGCGGCAGCGGGGCGAGUUUUAGUACCGACGAGAACGGGCUGAGGGGCGGUGUGUCUGUGCUCGGGGGCGCCGGCGACGGCGACGACAAUGACGAGUCGGCCUCGUCGUCACUCACCGCUGCUGCUGCUGCUGCUGCUGCUUCUGCUCCUACCGCUAGGGACCGCAGCCCGCGCGCUGGCGCCGCCCCGUCGUCUCCCAGGAAAGCUGCGAGCGCGAUGAGCCCGACCAAGGCGUCUGCGGCUGCUGCUGCUGCUGCUACGGCUAGCCCGGCCAAGCCCGCCGCACGGAAGCGCGAGGUGCGCAGCAGGGCGGCCAAGGCGGCCAACAGGCGGCGGAGCACGCUGAGCCCGUGGGAGCUGCAGAGCCUCAUCGCGGGCGAGGUCGUGCCGCCGACGCCGGGGGUUCCGGCUGUGGCUUCGCAACAAGGGGAGUAA